Molecule: messenger RNA, 4154 nt
Organism: Esox lucius (northern pike)
Lineage: Eukaryota; Metazoa; Chordata; Actinopteri; Esociformes; Esocidae
Gene: rasl10a
Product: RAS-like, family 10, member A
Exons: 3
Coding region: 1013-1627 (204 amino acids)
Molecular function (GO): GTPase activity; GTP binding
Source: RefSeq, a predicted model, not a curated record
UGCCCUCUAAAUUGUAGCUCUUUACACAAUAUUCUUGCGCGAUUGUUAUUGUAAUUGGUAACAGGCACAUAAAUAAAUGAUAAUUAUUAUCAAAGCAUACACAUUUAAUCACAGAAAAAGCAUUUGGACGCACACACAAGCACUCAAGGCACGCGCACGCCGUACGGACAGACGCACCAGUGCGCUGAGAGAUACAUUAAUUUGAUGUCCAUGCAGCAUUUGGUUGCCUGUAUGUUUUCGGAUUGUCUUCCAACCUGAAUUACUAACUGCGUUUUGUCGUUGUGAAUAGCAGAUUAUUUUCAUUCACUAGCACGUGGGAAUCAAUCUGUAGCUACGAAGCUGGUGGUUUAGUGCCUCUCCAAGGCUUUGGUGAGUGCAAGGAGUCAGUAUUGCUGCAUCGGCUGGAGAUGAGAGGUGCGGAGAGAAUAUUUGUACAGACUGAAAAUCCAUAAGAAAAGCAAUAAUGGUCUUGUUUGCUUUGAGAGAAAUUAUACAGUGAAUGAGAUUAUGUUACUGUGGAAAUUUCGAGGACGGACUUUACGCUCCCUCAUAGGGGACGAGGUCGCAGGGGAUUGUUCCCCUGAAGAUUAGCAAACAGUUUCUUCUUAUCCUUAUGGAAUGCGGACACGUUACAAAAAUUCCUUCCCCAUUUAUUGAUUUUUGGACAUUUUUAGGACUAUUCAUCGAUAAACAUCAGGGAUUGUUUUUCCAUCGAAUUGACACAGAAUGGAUAUCAGCGAACGUAACAGUUUAAAACCCUGCUAUUGAAGACUGAUGACUUGACCUUUAUUUUCCUAAUUAAGGUUAGGUUUAGUCUAAUUUCAUUCCGGUCUUUGGACAGCAGAAAUAAGUAAUGAAUAGACUGUUUACUUCGAGGUAAAAUGUUUCUACUUUGACCUAUGUCAGAACAGCAGCAGCGUUAAUAGCUUAUUCACGAAUCAGCUCUGAGGACAAUCUUUGGCGAGUUGCAAAUUGGUUUAUUGUCGCUGUCCAUGGUGCUGAUGUUCCAGGAAUGGUGGAGACGCUAAGUAUCGCUGUUAUUGGAGCUCCCGGAGUCGGGAAAACUUCAAUAAUCCGUCAAUUUAUUUAUAAUGACUUCUCAGAGGUUUACACUCCCACCAGAGCCAGGUAUGUGUACAGGCCCUCUGUCAUUUUGAACGGUAACAUGUACGACUUGAAGAUUUUGGAUCUCCCGCCAAUUUCAUCAUUCCCCUCCAGCUCCAGCCAGGAGUGGCUGGACCUGCGCUGCAGAGGGGUGCGCAAUGCCAACGCUUACAUUCUUGUCUAUGACAUCUGCUGUGUGGAGAGCUUUGAGUACGUCAAGAUGAUCCGCCAGCAGAUCGUGGAGCACAGAGAAGGCAGCAGUAGUGAGGUACCCAUCCUGGUGGUUGGCAGUAAGAGGGACCUGCAGCGCCAGCGCUUCACCCCUCGCCGGGCUGUCUCUGUGCUGGUCAAGAAGACCUGGAAGUGUGGCUAUGUGGAGUGCUCUGCCAAGUUCAAUUGGCACGUGGUCCUACUCUUCAAAGAACUGCUUGGCAUUGCUGUGGCCCGCGGCAUGAAACAGAACCACGCCCCCGGGAUCCGGCUACAAGGUGCCCUGCAGAGGAAUCGCUGCACCGUCAUGUGACCCGUCGCUCACUCCGGUAUAAGGUGAAGUCGACCCGAGGCACUGAUCUUGGGUCAGGUUUGCAUUUCCCCCACGAAUGGCUAAGGUUAGCGUUAAGGAUGGCAAAGCUGAUCCUAGAAAUAAACCUAUGGGAAACUUCACCCCGGAGUACUUCCAGAGCCAUAGGAGCCUCACAGUCACACCUCGGGGAAUAAUCGAUAUAUGGAGAUGAAGACUUAAAUGUAAACGGCUGGAAAACACCCUGAGGCCUCCUGCUUUACUGAGCUUUAUGUGACUGCUGUUCUGUGGCUACAACAACCCUGUACAAAACGUACAUCUCUAUCAUCACUCCAGUUCUGUCACAAUGUUCCCAAUUAGAGAAAGGAGUAAGAGAAGAGGGUUUAUUCGAUGGAUUUAGAUAAGAAGAGCAGCUAUUCUACUUCCACCGCUUUAUAUACAGUUAUAUACACAGUUAUCAACACACCACCAGGUGGAUCUUGAGCUUCCCAGAUUGCAAGGCAACAGCUCCUCAUACUGUAGGCUGUCUGCUGGUUUGAGAAUUUGAGUGGUAAAAUGUGUUUAAAAAAAAAUACUGGUUAGUGUUUAGUCUCAUAAAUGUUAGAGGAAAGAAUGCAACUUACUUAAAAGUCUUCCUUUUUUAAAACAUGUGGUGUAGUGUCAUGUGGUAGAUACAUUCCCUGGGUGUCAUACUUGAAAUGUCAUUAUUCUAACGGAGAUAGAUGUGGAGUAGGAAAGGUCACUGGGGAGGGUAAUAACUGGUAAACACAGAUGAAUCAAGAUGGAUGACUUACUCUUGAUUCACCCCAUCCUCGUUUAGUGGUACAGCACCAGAAACUUAACCUAAGGCAACACCGUCCUCCAAAGCACCCCUUAAGGAACAAACCAUUUGAUGUCUCGCAGGAGACAUUGUUCAAGAAUUGUCCUUGUACUCCAGGUAAACAAGCAUUCACUGAUUGUGAAUGUAAGGAAAUGAUAAUACUGUCUAAUGUUUAGAGGAGGAUGUGAGGUUCCGAUGCAGCAGGAAAACACUGCAGUCGCUCUCAUGAUGGAGGUCUUUAAUCUGCUCCCUCCCUCUUCCACUGCGUGUUUUUGAUGAAUACAUUAUAUCCAUGGUGCUCUGGUGCCUGCAGGAAGCCACAGAGACUGGAUAUAGAGGGGGUAUAGCCCCUGAAGAGGCAGUGGUACAGAUUUUAAAUGAGGCAGGGAUAGUGGGAUAGGAACCCCCGGUUGUGUUUUUGGGAGAAUACGUGUGAUGACUUUGAAAUGCUUGUCUUGUUACGCACAGGUUGAUGGGCAACAUUAGCGAAGCAGAACGGCAAGGGAAGGAGAAAAGAGAGAGGAAGUGACUUGGUUAUGGGGAGCAAUAAGCCGCAGAGCACCUUGACCAUCCUGACAAGCCGUCUCGUGUCGCCAACCACAAAUGUCCUAUGCUAAACUAGAAUGCCUCACAGAAUGCAGAACAACCUCCCCGCUCUUGGAUAAACCCAGACCACAAACAAACAAAGAAGGACACACCCAGAGCACACACUGUAUUGACAUCCUACCAGUCAAGCAAACAUAAGACAUUCUGAAAACAUCAAAGCAACGUCAGAAAUUGUGCAAGAUAUUUUUUUACGUUGGAGAAUGUGGUAAAACGGUGUCCUAUAUUGCAGUCACCCCGUGACAAAGUUUGCACUGAAAUGAGUGAUGCUGUAUGUUCGUGGUUCAUUGAUUUGCAUGCUUUUGGUGCCAAGCCAGCAGGUCAGGGUUCAGUUGCACAGGUGGGAUUGUGUGCAGUCAGCUGUCAUGUGUUUCCCUGUGUGCAUUGUAUAUGGUUGUUACUGGAGACUGUGAAAAGCAGUUUUAUUUUACGGUGUGGCUGCGGAUCCGACUUUCUCAAGAGCUUCCUGAAGCUUCUGCAAAUGUGUGGAUCAGGUUCAGCGGAACGGGGAAAUAGGCAAAACACACACAGGGGCCAUGCUACAGUUAGUUAACACCAUCUCUAAUAGGUUUACAUUAUACAAUCAUUCAAAACAACACUGAGGGCAACUUAUAAACAACCCAAGAAGAUCUAAAUGCUUUUCCUCACUAAUAACAACUGACAGAGAUCUACGCAAAAAUUAUGCUGGAUCUAUGUUUCCAUGGCGCUAAAACUUGAGGAAUGAUCUUGCAUGUGAUUCAAUGUAGUGUUUUUGGCUUGCAGUAACGUUAUUAUAUAAUACAAUAUCAUUACAAUACUGUCAUCAUUAUGUAUUCUGUAUUCUGUUCUUAGUGAGCAUAGUAGAGUGUGCAUAAAGAUUAAACAUUUACCAAGCAGAAAAUGAUACACACAUGUGCAGGAGCUUGGGAUCCACAGUCACAGCCUAUUUUGUAAAGAGAAUGGUUAUGUAGCAUCUGUAUGGAAAGAGUAGAGCCAUGUUUGUUCUUGAAUUUGUAGCAUGAGUGUCCAUCUAUUUAAAUUAGACUGUUUGUGUGUGUGUGUAAGUCAUAUGUACACAUGAAGGGCUAAAUUUUUCUAACAGAAACAUCACUUGUAUUUAUUUUUUAA